AUGAAGGUUUUUUUGAUUGCCAUGUUCAGUUACAUGUCAUCAUGUGAAGCACAAAUUAACUUUUGUUACUAUCCCGAUUAUGCAUCGAAUGUAGUUCCACCGUCCCAAAUUAAAUCAGAAUAUUGUAGCCAUAUUGGUUAUUCUUUUUUUGAAGUCGGAUCAGAUGGAACAUGCUAUCUUCUAAACCCUGGUUGGGAGAGUGGUAUUAUAAACGAACUUGUAGCUAGUAAGAGUCCUAAUACUAAAGUUUGCCCUGUAAUUGGUGGUAAUGGUCGAUCAUGGACAUUUAGUGCUGUUGCUUCAAAUCCAGCAGCUAGAUCUCAACUUGUUCAAACAUGUAGCGCCUUAAUGAAUCAAUAUGGAUUUGAUAAUUGCUUUAAUGUCGAUUGGGAAUUUCCAGACACCAGCGAUCGUGAUGCGUUUGUUUCUUUGCUACAAGACAUUAAGAACGGUAUUGCGGGAGUUGAACUCUUUGUUGCAGUAUCUGCGGGAAUUUGGCAAUCCGAUAUAUCUUAUAAUAUACCAGCAAUUUCUUCAGUAUGCGAUUACAUAAAUUUAAUGACAUACGAUUAUCAUGGUAGUUGGGAAUCUGUUACAGGUAUGAAUGCUCCCUUAACAGGUCCACCUGGAGAUCAGCUAAAUAUUGUGGCUACAGUUAAUUAUUACUUAUCUAAAGGUGCUCCAGCUAAUAAGUUAGUUGUUGGUAUACCAUUCUAUGGCAGAACAUUUUUCUUAAUAACAUCGAACACUAAUGUCGGUGCACCAAGUUCUGGUGGCGAUACCUUGGAAUAUUCCAAUUUUUGUAUAGAUCCAUCGUGGGUUGUAACACGUGAUAAUACAUAUCAAGUUCCAUAUGCCGUUAAAGGUAAUACAUGGUUAUCGUUUGAUGAUGCAAUAAGUAUUGCCACAAAAACUCAAUACGUGAAUCAAAAUGGCUUGGCUGGUACACUUAUUUGGUCGUUACAACAGGAUGAUACAACUGGAGCGUGUGGUGGGGGUGAAUGGCCACUUUUGACUGCUGUAUAUAACGGAUUGCAUUAG
Molecule: messenger RNA, 1041 nt
Organism: Condylostylus longicornis
Lineage: Eukaryota; Metazoa; Arthropoda; Insecta; Diptera; Dolichopodidae
Product: probable chitinase 10
Exons: 4
Coding region: 1-1041 (346 amino acids)
Biological process (GO): carbohydrate metabolic process; chitin catabolic process
Cellular component (GO): extracellular region
Molecular function (GO): chitinase activity; chitin binding
Source: RefSeq, a predicted model, not a curated record